AGUGGUGGUAGGUCCUUUGUUUUGUUACGGCAGGUCGAAAACCGAGGACUUUAGGGAUGCUGUUUAUUGGAAUGGUUUGCUGAAUUAUUUGUGGAUUCACAAGGUAGGAGCAGCGAGCGGCCAUGGAGGGAGACCUCGCGCAGCCGUUCUCGCCGCCUUCGCCUCCGCCGGCGUCGGCUCCGGGGCCCUCCAGGCACUACGAGCCGGACUUCUCUCCUGUCGUCGAUGUGCUCUUCGGCAAGUUGGGCGCCGCAACACCGUUGCCGGUGGGCGCCAAGAUGAAGGAGGGCCGAGAUGAACGGCAACCGCUGCUGCCUACCACAGAGCCACUCAAUGACAGCUAUGAGAAACGUGCACUGGCGGCACCCCCACCACCUCCACGCGCUUCUCCAGACAGCGUGCUGGUCCACUUGCCUGGCCAGAUGGAGGCAGAUGGUGGCAUCAGCAGCCCAGUAGGCACAGGUGGCGGCAAGCCACCACUGGAGCCAACACUUGGCGAUGGGGACUAUGACCCACUGCUGCAGAGGGAUCUGGAACACCCCACCUCUAAUUUGGAUACAAUGAUUCACUUAUUGAAGGGAAAUAUAGGCACUGGAAUUUUAGCUAUGCCAGAUGCAUUUAGGAAUGCUGGGCUUGUUGUGGGAACAAUUGGGACUCUCUUGAUGGGGGUGAUCUGCACUCACUGUAUGCACGUGUUGGUGAAAUGCUCUCAUGAACUGUGCAGAAGGAAUCAAGUACCAUCACUGGGAUUUUCUGAUGUAGUUGAAACUUCAUUCCAAACAGGACCACAACCUCUUCGGAAGUACUCAAGCUAUGCCAAAGUUAUGAUAAACGUUUUUCUGUGUAUAACACAACUUGGGUUCUGCUGUGUAUACUUUGUAUUUGUGGCAGCCAAUUUGAGAGAUGUUAUGUCAUAUUACUUCAAGUGGCAUCUAGGAAUUGAUGCAUAUCUUCUACUAUUAUUGAUUCCCAUGAUAUUUCUAAACUGGGUGAAGAACUUGAAGUACCUCACACCAAUAUCAUUGUUUGCUGCCAUUGUUACUGUGACUGGCCUGGGAAUUACAUUCUUCUACAUGCUACAAGGGCUACCUAGAACAUCAUCUGUCAAAGCCUUUGCUACAUGGAAACAACUGCCCCUUUACUUUGGAACUGCCAUAUAUGCAUUUGAAGGAAUUGGUGUGGUCCUUCCUCUGGAAAACAACAUGAAAACCCCUCAGGAUUUUGGUGGAUGGACUGGAGUUCUAAAUACAGGAAUGGUUAUUGUAGCAGCUUUGUACACAUCAGUUGGAUUUUUUGGGUACCUAAAGUAUGGAGAAAAGGUUAAAUUGGGAAGCAUCACUUUGAAUCUGCCACAAAGGGAUUUGUUGGCACAGUCAGUACGACUGAUGAUGGCAGUUGCCAUUUUCUUCUCCUAUGGUUUGCAGUUUUAUGUUCCAAUGAGUAUUAUAUGGCCUUUGAUUCGACCUCGGCUGGAAACUGAGAGAGCACAAAUGCUGGGAGAGUAUAUUUUACGCACAGUGUUAGUUAUUUUCACUUUUUGCCUCGCUAUUGCUAUUCCAAAUCUUGGAGCUGUCAUCUCGUUGGUCGGUGCAGUCAGCAGUUCCACAUUAGCUCUCAUAUUUCCUCCUCUGAUAGAGAUUCUUACCUUUUGGCAUGAUGAUCUUGGAAGAUAUAACUGGAUACUCUGUAAAGAUAUCUGCAUUAUGAUAUUUGGUGUCUGUGGCUUUAUGUUUGGGUCAUAUGUUAGUAUUGCCAACAUAAUUUCACCAGAAGAAUGAAUAGUCUUCCAGUCACAAAUUAUCAUAAUGAUAUAACACAAUUAUACAACAGAAAAACUAAUUUGUUUUCAUAAAGCAAAUAUAAAUUUGUUUAGGAACAAAUUCACCUCUGUUGUAAUAAGUUUACAGAUGUUAAUAUUGUGCAGUUUUAUACACUUCAUGGAGUUUUAUUGAUAUCAUACGGUACUAUGAAAAACAUUUAGAUAUUUUAUAAGGAAGUUUACUGUACAAAGGAAGUUUAUUUUUGUAACACCACAUUUUUCCGGAAAAAAUGUGGUUGUUGUUGAUACUUGAACAUAUUUAUUAUUUAUUUUUAUUUACUUGUCUAUGGCAAUGUAAAUUGUAAAUACUUUGUGUAUAUUAAUAUGUUACCCUGUUUUAAUUUCAAUAUUACUUCUUCGAUGACAACUUUAACAAAUGUAAAAUGUAUGUGAUAAAAUGGUUUUUAGGAAAAUAAUGCUUCUAAGAAUAUAUUUCUGUUCAGAAUAUACUGACAGAUUAUUUCUUGCAUAAGAUAGCAAGACUUUUCUGUAUCUUCCAAAGACCUGUGAUAUUACUGACAAGAUUACAUUAACUUAUUUUGUAAUGAGCUUUCAAGUUCAGGGUUUUAAAAUAUGUUAGUAGCACAUUGAUGAGACAAAGAACAUUUUGCCACAAUUUAAAAAACAUAUUGACACUUUUAUCUCAAAAAUAGAAUAGUGAAUGUGAAUACUGAAUGUAAGAGGAACAGAUGAAAAUGAGCUUCCAUGUGUUACAAUAACAACUGUCAGAUUAGCUAUGGUACUAAUAGAACCAGUUGCCUUUUUAUGGUAAUAGUGUUUAUAUGUGACUUCAAAGAACACAGUUUUGCAUAAUUAAAUGCCAAAGAUAUUUGUGUUAUUUUAUGGUGCAGUUAAUGCAAAAAAUGUACAAAUGAGCAAUGCUAAUUUGUAUAUCUGAAUCUAUUGUUCAGCUGUAAUUAUCUGAAAAUGCACAAAUCGAUGCUUGAUGUAUGGCACAUGUACAUAAGUGGAUGUUAUAAUGUGUACACCUAACCUGCAAUAGCAAACUGUACAUACGCACAGCUAAAUUGCGAAUCUUAUCAUAAUUAUGUAUUUAUUAAUGAGCUGUACAUCUGAAGAGACAUGUUAACAAGAGAUGUAAGAGCAUAGACACUAUUUGUGCUGUAAAUGUCUCAUUGUCAAGGAGCUGUAUGCACAUUGUCUCUUAAGUAUAUAAUGACUUUCUCUGUGGAGAAAAUUAAUUUAAAACAAAAUACUGCCUUUUGCCAGUAAGUAUUAUUUUAACUUAAUUUUUUAUGUUUUGUAAUUUAUGUAUUAUUUAUGCAUGUUUUACAUGUACUUUUUGUGGUGCUCCAUUGUAUAACCAAGAUGAUCAAAAAGUCAGUAAUAGCAUUUUUUUAUUGUUCAAGAUUUGGAACAGCAUUUCUCCACCACACUGUAUUUAGCCUGCAAAAUUUGAAUAAUAGGUUAUUAACUCAUUCUGUUUUAUCAGUGUGGGCUUGGAGGAAAUGGAUAUGUAUGUGUCUUAAAUGAAUUAUUGCACAACAACAGAUAAUUAUCAUUGAGCUUGGAAAAAGCUAAAUAAACUGACAAUAAUUUGUGAAAAGCUUAUUUGUUUACAAACAUGGCCCUAUCUAAUCAACCACCACUAGUAGCAAGAAGCAAAUGAAUAUACAAAUGUUCUUUCAUGUUAAUAGAUAUAUAAUUUUUAAUAAUGGAAAUGUUAUCUACAUUUUGUGUGACGUUACAUACCCACAGAAAUUAUUGAAUUAUUAUUUUGUGUUUCAUUUGCUGACAAUGCGAUCAGAGAUCAAAUGUUCUUGCAAUCUCAAGGUGGUUAGCUGAUUUUUGCAUAAAUGAUAAUCUUAACUCUGCAAGGAAGUAUAACGAUAACUUCAUUUAAUGUAAUAUGCCUUUUGGCAUAAUAAUGGCAAAUUAAAUUUAUUGUGGAUAUAGAAACAGUAGUGCACAUGUAGUAACAAAACUUAUGUACUUUUAUUACAAGUUAAUGUUUUACUCUCAUGCAAUCAUUUUUAUUAGCAACAGUAUAGCUAAUAUUGUUCAAAUUUCAUCAUUUUUGGAACCAGUGACAAUUGUAUGAAUGUUAAUAGCAUUUUUACUUCGAGGUAAAGGAGUAUUAUAUUCAGAACUACCCUACAAAUUAGUUGCAUAAUGCAGGUGUGCAUGCAUUUACAAAAUCACACACACACACACACACACACACACACACACACACACAUACAGUUUAACGGAGAAAUAAGGUAAAUAUGAAAAAUAUAUACUUUAUAUGGAUUUCUCUUUAUAACCAGAGAUGUGAUUUUUCUGAUUGAUCUGAAAUCUGAUAAAUUCUGUUAUAAAGUAUGGCUAGCUCUUCAUAACUUAUUACAAUAUCAGAUGAUAGAAUUUAAAUGUUUUUUAGAAGUUUUUUGAAGUUUUAUGAAAAUUACAUACACAGAUACAGUAAUGAUUGAAAGCAAGAAGACAGUAAAGUGUUUAUUGUUUUAGAGGUAUGUUGAUAAAAACAGUUGUGCACAAGAACAAAUGCUGAUUGUAUCUUCUGAUUUUCUGUCACAUUACAAUAAUUCAUGUCACAUUACAAUUCCUGUCAUAAAAAUAAUGAACAUGACAAUAAAGGACAAUAAAUUAUGC
This is a messenger RNA of Schistocerca nitens (vagrant locust), 4429 nucleotides long. Its product is annotated as proton-coupled amino acid transporter-like protein pathetic. Gene Ontology annotation, biological process: amino acid transmembrane transport. The coding region runs from base 123 to 1778 and encodes 551 amino acids. The transcript is spliced from 9 exons. The record is from RefSeq and is a predicted model, not a curated record. Gene Ontology annotation, cellular component: vacuolar membrane. Gene Ontology annotation, molecular function: amino acid transmembrane transporter activity. NCBI's taxonomy places the organism in Eukaryota, Metazoa, Arthropoda, Insecta, Orthoptera, Acrididae.